This is a messenger RNA of Crotalus tigris (Tiger rattlesnake), 2578 nucleotides long. RefSeq names its product protection of telomeres 1 (gene POT1). Gene Ontology annotation, cellular component: chromosome, telomeric region; nuclear telomere cap complex. The record is from RefSeq and is a predicted model, not a curated record. Gene Ontology annotation, biological process: telomere capping; regulation of telomere maintenance via telomerase. Lineage: Eukaryota; Metazoa; Chordata; Lepidosauria; Squamata; Viperidae. The coding region runs from base 136 to 2454 and encodes 772 amino acids. Gene Ontology annotation, molecular function: G-rich strand telomeric DNA binding; telomerase inhibitor activity. The transcript has 19 exons.
GUGAGAAGGGCUAGAAUAGCUUAGUAGGAAAAAGCCUGAAGGUUUUGCUGUAAGUUCGUGCUCUUGGGUCCGGGGAAGGACCAGUCCGCUCGUUUACGGAUCUUUUCCGUUAAAUGUGGGUCUGGAGCAAGUGCCAUGCCUCUGAAAGUAGUGCGUGGGUCCCUUAGGGUGAUAAAAAAUUCUCUGCCGAAGCACCUACAGAAAGCCGAUCUCGAGCAUUUGCAGCUGGGGCGCGAUUAUGCGAACCAAUACAUUCAGGGAUCAGUUGUCACGUUCUAUCGAUUGAUUCGUCUUAGAAAUGAGACAUCUUUCUUCAAGAUAGUACUUCAAGAAUCAGUAAACUCAUCUUCCAGGAAUAGCAGCAUCUAUAUUUUAAUAUUUGGGAAACUGGCAGAAGAUUGUGCCAAAGGUGUCCAACAAGGGGAUAUCAUCAUGGUGGCUGGGUUCAGUUUGGCAAAGUCCACAAAUGAUUGCAAUAGGCAUGAGUGUCAGGUGGAAGUGUCUGAUGAAGCCGGCUCAACGAUUUAUGUUUGUACUCGAUCAUCACGAAACGUGACUGGGGAAGGAACAGUAUCCAUGAAAGUUAUUCCCCAAUACACAUACACUCCUCUGAAUCACCUUAAAAAUGAAACUGUUGUCAAUUUAUAUGGGGCUGUGAAAUUCUUCAAACCUGCAUAUUUAAGCAAAGGAACUGAUUAUUGUUCAAUGGCAACCAUUGUAGAUCAGUCCAAUGUGAAGCUGAGGUGUUUAUUUUUUAAUCGAGACAAAGAUGCCCUUCCACAGAUCUACAGAAUUGGUGAUAUUCUUCGACUUCACAGAAUAAAGAUCAGAAAAUUCAAUGACCAGCUCCAAGCGAUUUCACGUUCUGGAUUGGCUUCACUUACAUUUGAUGGUAACAUUGGAGCUCCAACAAUACCCCGAACAUCUAGUAAAACAUUUUCAUUUACGGAUGAAGACAGAAAAACCGUGGAAGACUUGCGUGUUUGGAUAGCAAGUAAUCUUUUCAGUCUGCCUCCCAUGAAAAAAUUAUGUGACAUCCAGCCAUCAAUGUUUUUUGAAUUCACUGGCCAACUAAUAGGAAAAGCUAAAGUGGAUGGAUCUUCUUAUCUUCUCAAGGUAUGGGAUGGCACAAAAUUCCCUUUCCCAUCUUGGAAUGUGCUUGUUAAAGAAGAAGACCUAGAGGGAGAUGAAUAUUUUCUACGUCGAUUAAAAUAUCUAACAGUGGAUAUUGUAGCUUAUGAUAAUCAUGUGCAUCUGGCAAAACUAUUAAAGAUUGGACAGUUCAUUUCAAUGUACAACGUGCACGUCAAAAGCCAAAGUUCUGAAAACGGGCCUGAUUUUACACAGUUUCUUCUUCAUGGAGGCACCAGGCAUGGUACUGGGAUUGUUGUCCUGCCUGAAAGCCACCCAGAUGUCAUCGAACUAAAGUCAUUUCUGGGCGCUGUAGACUUGGCAUUAAGCGAGAGUUCAGAAAGAGCUUCUCCGGAGCCUGAAAAUUCUUAUACUUUAUUAGGAUCCUGGGUAGAAAGAUGUCAGCAGUUGUCUGUUACAGUAUUAACAGAUCACCAGGAUUUUGAUGCAACUACACUGAAUACCAUCAGAAUGAGCCAGAUUCCUCAGAACUACCGCAUCAGAGCUAGGCUGCUUAAAUUUGAGCCUGAGAAACUCCACCAGUCUGUAAAACUUCAUUGCCCUCAGUGCAAUUCAUUGCAAGAAAUCCCAGAUGGGACUGAACUUGAUUCAAUUUUACAAGAAGCUUCAACUACUUCAGAUUCAAACCUGCAAAGCACCUCGUUCUUCAAUUCUGUAAUGUGGCAGGUUGAAAAUCAGGGACAGCGGCAGGUAGCUGUUCAUUUUGUGACACACAAAGAACUACUACAAGACCCAGAGGAUACUUUAAUUUUCCUAGAAGGAGGGACUCUGAAUGAAAUCUUGAGGUUCACUAAAAAAUUUAAAGGAAUUAUACCAGUGGCAUCCAAAGAAGACAGUCUUGUGCUGUUGGAUCUUUCAGUUCCAUAUUUUUGGGAAGGAAACAUGCAGUAUUAUGGGUGCAAGCACUGUUCCAAACCUAAAGCUAUGGAAAGUCUGGAUUGCCUUGCUUCACAGCAAAAUCCAUCUUGGGAAUACACUUCUAUAGCACAAGAGUUAGGAAUUGCACCGCUCGAGUACGUCUUCGUGAUGAAGUUUACAUUGGAUGAUGGAACAGGAACAUUGGAUGUAUAUCUCCUGGACAGUAAAAAAUUCUUCCAAAUUCCAGCUUCUGAAGUCUUAAUCAAUAAUACAUUUCAAGAGAAUAUGGAGAUGCUCAUGAAUAGACUUUGCCCUGCAGGCAGAACUCUAGAUGACUUCCCAUGGCUUGAAUGCUUUAUCAAAUCUUACUAUGUCAGAGAUGGAACAGAAAACAGACUUUGCUAUCAAAUUUUUGAUACUACAGUUGCUGGAGAUGUCUGCUGAGAAGAUUCAAAGUUUAUAAUUUUUAUACCUUCACUUGAAUAAAUAAGCAACAUAGCAUUUUUAAUAUUGUACUUUUCUACCAUGUGGCUAAAUAAAGAACUUGCCUGAGAGUAUAAUAUUUAAA